AUGAUUCAUUCCGGUACCUUUCCUUUUGGAAAUUGCGUCGUGUGGGUAUUCCUUACGCUGGUGUCCGUACUCCGGCUGGGAUCCGGAUGCCACGCCGCCUGGACGAGUCCCGCCCGUCGACGGCGUGGGCGUACCACGACGGGUCCGGACGUGAAGGAUCGGACCGUGCGUGCCGUCACCGUCGCCAACACUCCGUACCUGUUCGGUACGACCCCGCGUUACUGUAUCGACAAUUCAGACAGUCCUCCUUUAGAGGUUCCUGGGGCUCCACACGACGACGUGGACGUUCCCGUUCUCUUCCAAGACGACCAAAUCCUGGUCGUGCACAAGCCUUCCGGUGUGGCCCACCACAACGACGCGGACACGGGUCGUCUCGGUAUUCUCAAUCUCAUUCGACACCAACAGACUACCGGUCGGUUUGCUUACCCCCAUCGUCUGUACGGAGUCCACCGAUUGGACCGCGUCACCUCGGGCAUCCUCGUCCUGGCCAAAACGCCCGGGGCGGCCCAAAUCCUCACCCAGGCCUGGCGCGAAGACCGCGUCACCAAAUACUACGUCGGCCUUUCGGGGAAUAAGGCCACCACGUCUAAACAGGGACACGUGCGGGGACGGAUGAUUCGCGGACGACGACGGUCCUGGUUGUUGACACGGGAGACGCACGGAUCCAACGUUGCGCACACCCGAUUCUUUACCGCCGGACUCGGGCAUUUGGCGCCGCCGUCGUCAACACUGACGAACGUUUCGCCGAAAACGCUCCUUCUCUUCCGACCCACUACGGGUCGGACGCACCAACUGCGCGUCGCCGCCAAGAGUGUCGGUCUCCCCCUAUGGGGGGACCCCGUCUACCGGGACGGCCGUCACCGGACCGAAAACGCAAGCACGCCGUCCCGGACCUUGCUCCACGCCGCCGGAUGGCAUGUGCCAGCCGAUGAUACGCAUCCCGAAUGGACCCUUUGGUGUCCACCGCCCCCCGAGUUUGACGUUUGGGCCAACCCCGACGCACGGGACACAGAGAACCCGGCAUGCUUCGACUCCGUCCUACACCGCCUCCUCCACAAACACGUCGACUGUGAACCCCUCCUUUACGCCAUUGAUGCGGCGGCUAGCUUGGGUACGACGCGCGUCGGACUACUGCACCCCGACCAAGUCUAG
Molecule: messenger RNA, 1152 nt
Organism: Phaeodactylum tricornutum CCAP 1055/1
Lineage: Eukaryota; Bacillariophyta; Bacillariophyceae; Surirellales; Neidiaceae
Exons: 1
Coding region: 1-1152 (383 amino acids)
Biological process (GO): pseudouridine synthesis
Molecular function (GO): RNA binding; pseudouridine synthase activity
Source: RefSeq, a predicted model, not a curated record